GGCUCGCUGUCAAUCAAGUGGAGGGUUGCAGCUGUUCUCAGUCCAGUCAGUCAGGCAGCGUGUUUUCAGUCCACAGGGAAACUCUCCGUGCAGACUUCAAGCACGACUUUUAAAACAUAAUUACCAAGCAGUGCAGUUUAACCAUUUUUUAUAACUAUUCCUUGACAUGCCGCUGUUUCAGGAGGACCCUGCUCAUCUGUCUAAAUCGAGAUUGAAGUCAGAUUUAGUUUCCCACAAUGUCGCGCUGCCACCUGCAAAGAGCAAAAAGGAGGUUUAUGUGGGGUUGCAUUUAAAACACAUCGAUCAGAAACACGCUGCGGAUUUUUCUAGCGAUGAGGAGGAUCAAGCACAAGAUAUGGAAGACAAGGAUUCAGAGGAUGCAGAGGUUCUUGACCCGAGUGCCUUGACUGAUGACGACCUCAAGGCUGCACUGCUCCAACAUGGCGUUAAAGCUGGGCCCAUAGUAGCCUCCACUCGAGCCUUGUAUGAGAAAAAGCUGAGGACGCUGCUUCAGUCCAACGGACAUGAGCUUCUGAAUGGAACAGAGAAAGAUGAAUUGUACUCUGAUAGUGAAGAAGAAGAGGAAAAUGGUGAAGAAGAGGGCAGAGAGUCAGAAUCCGAAGGAGAAAUAGAGGAAACAGUUGAACAGUCAGAGGACGCCCAACAAGAGAGAGGCAAGGUUAAGCCUUAUUUUCAGAAAGGUGGUUUUGUUUACCCGCAGUGCUUUUUACCUUCAUCAAGGCUGCAGGCUCAUGCUUCCAGUAACAGGCAACCUGCUCAGAAGUGGAAUUCAGGGAAUGCAGUAAAAGCAUCAGAGCGGAGUCAGUCUCAAUGCUCACAGAUUCCCGCAGGAAUAAGUAGAGCAUCGUCUGUAGAUCAACUCUCAGGAUUAGGAUCAGGGGUACUCUCUGGAUCGCAAUCAGUUAAGCCCAACAGCUGCUCGUCAUUUUCCUCUCAGGCCUUCAGCAUCACUCAAAUGGUUGAGGAGCAGAUGGAGAGUCAAGCGUCGCUCUCUGCUAGCACUGACACUGAGAAAGGGCUGAAUGGGAGUAAUGUGCAGGAUCGUUGGUCACGGUCCAGCAGGCAGGACAUAUCAAAUCAAGACAAGAACAACAUGAGGAAUAAUACCCUGUACUACACUCCAAAGAGUUCUCCGUGUAUAAGGGGAAUGAAGCCACAUACACUCUCUCAGGAACCUGUGAAAGAUAUUUACAAGGAAAUGUUCCCAGAUGCAGUGACCACACCAACAGGAAUCUACGCCUCUCGUCGGAGACCCAUCAAGGGUGCAGCAGGGAGACCUAUCCAGUACGCUUACCCAGACUCCCCCCUCAGUCCCACAACUCUGGAGAGACGAGAGGUGGAGCGCCGCCUUGUGCCUAUCCAUAUACAACUUGUGGUCUUCUUCAUUGUGGCCUGCCUCCUUUACCUCUUUUAUGUUUUUGCCGAGGACGGCUCGUUCACCCCAGUCAUGGACUUACUGGAUAGUCUAAACCAAGAGUCGGACAGUGGAGAGGGGCUUAUGCUAUAGGCUGAGACACAGGAAACUGCAUCACUCUCUGGACAGGAGUAGCCUCUGUUUUCUUCUUCUGCAUGGACUUACACAUGUGAGAUGUUGAUUUUUCAUAGAUGUAAGUCAUAAUGACUUUGUCUUGGGAUAUCUUCAGGGAAAACAUUUAAUUCACUUUGUCUUGUUGAUAAUAAUGUUUGUGUGUUUGAAUGGAAAUAUACCUCAAAAUCCAGUUUUACAUUUUUAUAUUUUUUGAUUAUGGUUAUUAUACCAUAGGACUCUUGUAGUUGAACCAUAAAAUGCAGGUAUUCAGUUAAUAUUUUAAGAGGCUGAUGACAUGAUUAUGCAAACAUUUUUGUACUUCCUAACCAAACGGUGUCACGUUAAUGAUUUGCUGUCACUGUACGGUGUGUUACUUUUAAAUGUUGGAAUUAUACUUAAAUAAAGGAUAUUUUGCUUCAUA
This is a messenger RNA of Notolabrus celidotus (New Zealand spotty), 1970 nucleotides long. It is a transcript of the gene lemd1, whose product is annotated as LEM domain containing 1. Gene Ontology annotation, molecular function: DNA binding. The record is from RefSeq and is a predicted model, not a curated record. The transcript is spliced from 11 exons. Lineage: Eukaryota; Metazoa; Chordata; Actinopteri; Labriformes; Labridae. Bases 167 to 1528 code for a protein of 453 amino acids.